Molecule: messenger RNA, 505 nt
Organism: Parasteatoda tepidariorum (common house spider)
Lineage: Eukaryota; Metazoa; Arthropoda; Arachnida; Araneae; Theridiidae
Source: RefSeq, a predicted model, not a curated record
CUUUACUUCAUUGCGUUAUAAAUAUCUGAUCAAUUAGAGUAGAACUCACUCAUAUAAAAGGACCGAAGAAAGUUUUAGUUCACAAAGUAGGACUAAUCAUUCAAAAAAGCAAAAUGAUCAAGAUAGCUCUUUUCUUUUUGGCUUGCUUCGCUUUCGUUUAUGGCAAUGAUGUUAUACAUCAUUACGGCAAACAUGGUGGACAUGGCGUAAGUUCCCGGUAUUUCAUUAAAUCUCAAGGGCACGGACUCGGAUAUGGAGGGUAUGGUCUUGGCUACGGUGGAUAUGGACUCGGCUAUGGUGGAUCCGGACUUGGAUAUGGUGGAUAUGGGCUGGGAUAUGGAAGUUACGGAGCAGGAUAUGGAGGCUAUGGUCGUUACGGAUAUGGAUUUUAAAGGGAAUUGAUAUCAGGAAGAAAGGAAAUUUCUGGAUUUCGUACUUUUUUGAUUUGAUGCUUUUUUAUGUUGUUCUUGUGUUGUAAUAAAGUAUUUAUUUUUUAAAAAAAUAA